Filobasidium floriforme is the source of this 807-nucleotide messenger RNA. RefSeq lists its product as uncharacterized. The record is from RefSeq and is a predicted model, not a curated record. The annotation marks the transcript as partial. Lineage: Eukaryota; Fungi; Basidiomycota; Tremellomycetes; Filobasidiales; Filobasidiaceae. The transcript is spliced from 5 exons.
GAUGAACAGCCGUUCCCAUUGCUCUGCUCGUAGUCGCUCUGACGAAAGACCUUCAGGCUCAACAAAUAUCGUUGAAUCCGUCUUCGCUCAAGGUGCUCUACAUCCGAUAGUUUCAGACCAUCGAGUAAUGGCCGAUACGAGCCCCAUCUUUUUCUGGAGGGAGACUCACCCGCGCUGGGGAUGGCUCUCUCAAUGGUACGAGUGCGAGUUUGAGCAUGACGGGAUUGUGUAUGUAACAGCCGAGAUGUGGAUGAUGAUCUCGAAAGCAAAGCUGUUCAAGGACGAGGAUUCUGUGCAGAAAAUGCUACGCACACGCAGUCCCAAAGAACAUCAAGCUCUCGGCAGGAAGGUGGCUAACUACGACGCAAAGAUUUGGAAUCAAUACAAGGAGCAUAUCGUUGAGAAGGGCAAUUACCUAAAGUUUACGAAGAGUAAAGAUGAGAACAUGAAGCGCAAGCUCUUGGAGACCAAUGACCGGGAACUCGUAGAAGCAUCUCCGGUAGACCGAAUCUGGGGAGUAGGCUAUUCCGAAAAAGACGCCGAAUCCAAUCGAAAGGACUGGGGCCAGAACCUGUUGGGCAGGGCGAUCACCCGGGCGAGGAUCACUAUCAAGCAGGAAGAGAAGGAUCUCGACAAGAGCAUGUCUACCUGGAUUGGAUGAUGACUUCGACGAUAUAGUCUGAAUAUACUAGCUGGAAGCCCUACUGCAGAUUCGUAUGUCAAUAAGAAAUUGUAUGAAUAUGAUCUUAUGUAUAGAGCUCGAGAUCGACAUGUAAACGUAAACAAUACAGGAUCGGUGGCUUCGAU